Molecule: messenger RNA, 2601 nt
Organism: Neoarius graeffei (lesser salmon catfish)
Lineage: Eukaryota; Metazoa; Chordata; Actinopteri; Siluriformes; Ariidae
Gene: tedc1
Product: tubulin epsilon and delta complex 1
Exons: 9
Coding region: 25-1497 (490 amino acids)
Source: RefSeq, a predicted model, not a curated record
ACGAAAGCACUAACGUUUCUGGUCAUGUGUUACGGAAGAACGAAUCAAGAGUUUUGUGUAUUUUUGACAAACGCCUUGGCGCUAACGUUGCACUUCCAUUUUAAAAUGCAGAAGAAGGAUGAAGAAUGUAGUAAGAAUAUAAAAGUCAAAGAAGUAAUAACGGUGCUUUGUAAAUGUCUUUCGGUGCUGGAUGUUGAGUCGGUUCCUCCUGCUGAAGUAUUCAGGAGAGCUAAAUUCAACAAGAUCGAGGCGGUCCAAGACUUGUGGUGUUUGCUCAGGAGCCUCCUUAUGAAGGGUUUUGAACUAGACUGCGCAUGCUCAGAAUUAACCAAACGCUCUACCUCGGACACCCAGUUCUGCUUUGUGAAGAGUGCCCUCUGGCACAGUGGUUAUGGGGCCUGGUGGGUUGUCGGACCCUGGGCCUGUGAAAACGGAGAGAUCGGAAGCAGGGAUCUGCUGCUGGCCUUCAGCUGGCUAAUUGCAUCAGGAAACCUGCUCGAGGCUCUGCUACAAGAGCGACUCCUACACUUAGAUAUCCUUUCAUCAGCAGCAGGGCCUGUGGCGACGGUGGCAAGGAAAAACUCCCCCAGACGACAUGAGGAAGAAACCUUGAAAGGAACCAGACUCAAAAGGGAACCCAUCUUUAUCUGGGGUCUGCUUGAAGAACUGGAGUUGGACUUGAAUGAAUAUGGACGUAAAGAUGUCAGGAGGUUGCAGUGGCAGUAUGGGAAACUGAAGCUACAGUGGCGGAGUCUCUUAACAGCUCAGCAAGAGCAGGCCAAACUUAUUGAGAAGGUCUGCUCCCACAUGAGCUCUCCAUCCACCUGUUACCCCAGCGCUGCCCAUGUUCCUCAUCUAACUGGAUCUACUGCACUAGAAAAGGAUCUCAAGCGCAUCCAGUCCCUGAAUGGAAUACUUGAAGCAUAUCUAGAAUGGAAAAAUGUGGAGCCGAUGUUCUGGUGCUGGAUGGACAGUGUGGUUGAUGGCUACCUCAUAGACCGGUAUCAAGAAGGGUCUGUGGAGUUAUUACAAACAGACCAGGCAGUCACUUGCAGCUGUUCCCAUGGUGACCAGGCUUGGAGAUCUGUCAGAUGUUUGGACAAGAUGCUACUAAGGCUGCAGGCUAAGCACCAGGACAGAUCGGAAAGAUGUACAGACACAACAGAACUUAGCCACAGGCAGAAAGGAGAGGUGGAGAGGAGAGUGUCUGCCUGCUUACAGGGCUUUUCUCUCGUCAACACUCUGACCACCACAGAUAGAGGCUUCACACCGUACUUCCAGGAGCUGCAGACUUCCAGGUCAACAUGCAAACCCCAUAGAGGUGAUUCAGACCAAGCGGGACUCCUCCAGGCUUCAUCAGUGUGCAAGGAGCUGAGGCACAGAAAGGCCAUACUAGAGUGGGAGAUGAAGCUGCUGAGACAGAGUCAGCGAGAGGAAAUGCAGUCAAAGGCUAAUACACUGGAGGGACUGGUGUUUAUCCUGCCUCUUAAGCGAUGACACAUGCACACAGAGUAUGCUGCAAAACUCUUUAGAAGACAGGCUUUCAGACCUACAAGUUGCCACAAACUUGGAAGCACACAAUUGUAUAAGGUGCUGUAUAUCGGAGUUCCCCUUAGUGGAACUAAUAGACCCAAACCUCUUCCGAUCUGACAGUGCCCCUGUGCACAAAGAGAGGUCCCUGGUUUGUCAGAGAGGUAGUGGAAGAAAUUGAGUGUCGUGUAUAGAGCCCUGACCUCAACCCCACUGAACACCGACUGCACCCAACACCUCCAUUCCCAACAUCUUGUGGCAAAAUGGGAAAAUCCCCACAGUCCUCCAAAAUCUAGUGUAAAGCCUUCCUCGAAGGGUGGAGGUCAUUAUAACAGUAAAGGAGGAACAAAUCUGGAAUAGGAUAGAAUAUUAUAAGUAUGUCCACAUACUUUUGACCAUAUAAUGUAUCCAAAGCUAAAUGUUCCUUCACUGAGUAAUAAACCAAUUUAAUCUAAAAUUGUAUCCACUUUGGGGGCAUCGUGGUUCAGGUGGAUAAGGCGCCAUACCAUAAAUCCGGGGACCCGGGUUCGAUCCCUCCCCGUCUCUCUCCUGCUCAUUUCCUGUCUCUACACUGUCCUAUCCAAUAAAGGUGAAAAAAGCCCCAAAAAAAAUCUUUAAAAAAAAAUUGUAUCCACUUUGAAUUGAACUCCUUGUCAAGCCCACAUACAAACCCAGAAGAUUUAUUACUGUUAUAAUUUUAUGAGGCAGGAUGUCUCCCCUGGCCCAAAGGACCGCAAACUCUCACCUGAGUAUAAAUUAUAGCAGCUAUAGACAUCACAUCAGAGGGUUUAGUGUUUAUAGCCUCAUUUUGUCCAGUUUAAAGCACACGAUGGGUGACAUUAACAAGACUUCUGUGGCAGUUACAGCCAGACCCCUGCUGGGUCUGUAGGACUUAAUUAAUUCACCGCUGUGGCCUUUAGUCAUGCCACAUUACUUAGAACACUAUAAACCUAUUUUAUUGGUGUUUGUUGGUACCUGUUGAUCCAUAAUACUUUGGUGGAGUUAUGCUGAUAGAAUUGCUGUCUGGCUUGACAAAAUGCAGAAAAAAUAAAUAAUAGUGUCCUGCCAAAA